Molecule: messenger RNA, 3237 nt
Organism: Osmerus eperlanus (European smelt)
Lineage: Eukaryota; Metazoa; Chordata; Actinopteri; Osmeriformes; Osmeridae
Product: nephrin-like
Exons: 23
Coding region: 54-3038 (994 amino acids)
Molecular function (GO): protein binding
Source: RefSeq, a predicted model, not a curated record
CCCCAGUCAUCCAAGGUCUGGUCAGUGACGUGGUGAAGGCAGGUAAAACACUGAUGCUGCUCUGCCAGUCCCACGGAGGAAACCCACUGGCCACCCUGCAGUGGACCAAGAACGGCGAGGUGCUGUCCACCAGCUGGGAGGAGGACACAGUGGCGAGGAGGUCCAGCAGCCUGCUGCCCCUGGAGGUGCUGCCCCAGGACAACCAGGCCCUACUGGGCUGUGAGGCCACCAACCUGGUGUCCAAGGCCCCACUGUCCAUCCUACGCAGGCUCACUGUCCACUUCGAACCCAAAGAGGUCAAAGUGCUGGGGUCCUUCAAUGCCGUCGAGGGGAAGGAGGUGUCUCUGUCCUGCUCCAGCAGUUCCAGUAACCCUCCUGUCCAGAUCCGCUGGUGGCUGGGCUUCCAGGAACUCAACUCCACCUCCGUCGUUCUGGAAGAGGGAGACCAUGGAGGCAUGACCAGCAUGUCCAACCUGACCCACCUCGUGUCUCGCGAGGAGAACGGACUUCCACUCACCUGCGAGACCUUCAACAAGGGCACGCGCUUCUCCAAGAGCCAGUCCACCAACCUUCAGGUCUUCUACCCUCCCCAGAAGGUGUGGUUGGAUGGUCCUCCAGAGGACAUCCCCCUGCGCUCAGGAACCACCGUCCAUCUUGUGUGCUUCUCCAGCGGGGGAAACCCAACCGGAACCCUCACCUGGUACAAGAAUGGCAGGGCCGUAGAAGCUUCCAGGCACUUGCCCUCAGACAAGGGAGUGUCCAGAGAGCUGGUUCUGCUGCUGCAGCCUAGCGACAACCAAGCUAAUUACCGCUGUGACGCCACCAACAGCGCCAAGAAGACGCUCUCAGCCUCCUCCAAGCUGCUCGUCCAGUUUCCAGCCACCAGCGUAAAGAUCGAGGCCCGGCAGAGUGUACUUCACAGCGGACAAACGUUGCAGCUCGAGUGCCUGACUGGGAGUAGUAACCCCCAGACCAACAUCUCCUGGAGCCUCGGGCCCAAGAGUCUACAGGGGGUGGACUUGGUCCUCAGAAAUGCAAUGUUUGGUGGGGUGUCGGUGCGCAGUAGUCUGCCCUUGCCUCUGGAAUCGCAGCACCAUGGCAAAAGGGUCGUCUGCCAGGCUUACAGCUCUCUGCUGUCUGAGGGAGUCAACACCUUCUACCAGCUUGACGUGCUCUUUCCUCCAGAGUUCAGCCCCGACCAGCCCAAGCAGGUUCAGAUCCAGGAAGACGAGGUGGCGACCCUCCCCCUGCUGGUCUCGGCCAAUCCGGACGAGGUCUCCUGCAGCUGGCUGUACGGCAAAGAGCCGCUCAGAGAGGGGGAUGAGGUGGAGCUGGAGAUAGUGAAUGCGACCAGGAGAGAUGCCGGCGUGUACACGGCCCAGUGUACCAACGAGCUGGGGAGCAGCCACACCUCCAUCACCCUGGACGUCCUGUACGCCCCCAGCGUGAGGGCUGAGGUGAACCCUGUUUACGUGGACGUGGAGGGGACGGCAGACCUGCUGUGUGUGGCGGAUGCCAACCCCGUCCCAUCCGGCAUGUUCUCCUGGAAGUGGCUGGGGGAGAUGGACGGAGAGAUGGAUAUUGGGGAGGAGAUCCAGAGGGAGGAAACAGGCCUGCUGACCAUCCUGGAGGCGACCCGGGCCUCUGCAGGGCGCUACCAGUGCACUGCUGACAACGGCAUAGCGCCCCCUGCCAGCGUGGAGGUGGAGCUGGUGGUGCGCUUUAAGCCAGAGCUCCAGAAGGGGCCCCAGUGGACCAAGGUGGCCAGUCGGGGGGAUGGCACCAGCACAGCUGAGGUUGUGUGCCAGGCCGAGGGCAUCCCCAAGGUCGAGUUCUCCUGGGCCAAGGACGGUGUGCCCAUGGACUUCUCAAACCCCAGGUACGAGGAGCAGACAGUGAGAGAGAGCUUCAUCCACAUCAGCACGGUGAAGGUGGUGAACGUCAGCGCAGCGCUUGACUACGUGGUCUUCACCUGCGGCGCUCGCAACCCGCUCGGAGAGGAUUCCCUGGACAUCCAGCUUCUCAGCACCAAUCAUCCAGACCCUCCAUCAGGGCUCAGUCUGCUCGACGUGACCCACAACUCGAUCACUCUGGAGUGGAUCCCGGGUUUCGACGGGGGCCUGGAGCAGAGGUUCAGAGUACGGUACCGCUGGGCUCAGUCUGCCAGCUUCCUGUACGUGGACGUGUACCCUCCCAAAGCUAACGUCUUCGCCGUCACCGGCCUCUCCCCCGCCACCGCCUACAACCUCUCAGUCAACGCCCUGAACGCCAUCGGGGAGAGCAGCUACGCUGACAACAACGCCGUUCUCACCAUCACCACCGAGGGUCAGUUGGAAGGUGUGGUUGACACGGAAGAACCAGGACGAGGCUCAGAGAAGGACAGUGAUCUGUCGACUUCCCUGUUGGUGUCCUUGGGGGUGGGCGGAGUCUUGCUGCUGAUCAACAUGCUGGGAUGCUUCCUGGUACUGAGGUGGAGGAAGAGGCGGGGCCAAACAGAGAGUCCAGGGGAAAGUGAGUCGGAGGGAAAGAAGAGUGAGGAGGAGAGGUCCACCCUGUCCACGGUGAGCAGCUCCAGCAGGUACGAGGUGAGGGAGAGGGUGAACCCGUCCGCCCAGCACACCCUCCUCAUGGACUCCGGAUCCGAACCGGACGGCAGCGUCUACGAGAGCUACGGCGCGGAGAGCUGUCAUUAUUACUACCCCACCGGUGACUACCGGCCCUCUCUCCUCCCAGUUCCCGAGGGCCCGCCCACAUACGGGGCCCGCUACCCGGGGGAGAGCCACGAGUAUGAGGAGGUGAGGGCCCGGGGUCUUUACCAGGACGUACUGCCCCCCUCUCUGCCCCCACCUCCCUCCUACGCUGGACCCAGGGUCCCCCAGGCGGUCGACAGGAGACCCCCUCUCCUGUUCCCGGAGAGAGGAGGGAGGGGCACGGCUUUCAGGGAGCAGCCAAUCAGAAUAAACGAUCGCACGGCUGACGGGCCACCCCAGAGAAGCGAUUAUGACUUGCCCUUUGAACUUCGGGGAGAGCUGGUGUAGUGAGGUUAGACCUCAAUUUGAUCAGAUGGAUUUCAGUCCAGACUCUCUCAUGCUGACCUCAAGAAGUGGACUGUUGUUUGGUAUAGCCGUUGUAUAAGUGUGGUCAUUGGGGUGCAGCAUAGUAAUUUAGCAUAUCUGUUGCUGUUAACAACAUCCUCUGUAUUGUUGGUUUCAUUCAAAUAACCGAAAGAAAAUGCUU